AUGGGUAGAUUUCUUUCUUUUACAAUUGCAGCUGUGACGCCGUUCACAAGAGACGGAUAUUUUGAUGCUAAAUCAGUCCCAGGCCUUAUACAGUACUUGGUCAAAGAAGCAAAUGCUCCCGGUUUAUUGAUUUGGGGUUCCACAGGUGAACAACAUCUUAUGUCCAUUGAAACUCGUUUGGAGUUUUACGGCUUAGUUAGGAAGACAGUUGGCCCCAAUUACCCACUUUACUCAGGAGUUGCCGCUUUCACAACAAACGUCGCUAUCAAAUUGGCUAAAAGAGCUGAAAAAGAAGGAUACCAGGCUACUAUGCUAGGAUUUCCUCCUUACAGAAUUCCUACCCAGAGUGAAGCUAUUGACUAUGUUAAAGAUGUUUGUAAGGAGAUUCCUUCAGUAUCUGUAUUUUUAUAUAAUAAUCCUAAACGGACCGCGUUUGACCUUUCUGUUGAAUCGUUGGUUGAAAUAGUGAAUCAAGUCCCAAAUGUUGUGGGCUUGAAACAGGCUGGAAAUAGAGCUGGUGUUCCGUUAGCAAUGCAGCAAUUAUCUCGUGAAAUUCAAUUUCUCUCAGGUUUUGAUGCAACUCUUGUUGAAGAGUUUCAAGCAGGAUAUUCCGCUGUUACAUCUAUUGCAGGAAAUAUAUAUCCUAAAGGAACCGUAGAACUUAUUCACUGGAUUGAAAAGGGUGAAAAAGACAAGAAGGUUGAAGAGCGCCAAAAGUUAAUAUAUGAUGCUAUUACCUUUGUUAACGAAAACGGUGGUAUAUCUUGUUUGAAAUACAUUUUGAGAAAAAGAGGUAUCACAGCUGGAUUUUCUCCACCCCCUGCAAAAGAACCUUCUACUGAUGUUGAAAUAGCCUUAAAUAAAUACUGCUAA
This is a messenger RNA of Debaryomyces tyrocola, 873 nucleotides long. The record is from the annotation of a GenBank genome assembly. Lineage: Eukaryota; Fungi; Ascomycota; Pichiomycetes; Serinales; Debaryomycetaceae.